This is a messenger RNA of Mesorhabditis spiculigera, 396 nucleotides long. The record is from the annotation of a GenBank genome assembly. Lineage: Eukaryota; Metazoa; Nematoda; Chromadorea; Rhabditida; Rhabditidae.
AUGCUCCGCAACAUCCGAGGAAUGAUCUGCCUGACUCCGGAACAAAUCUGUGACGGAUUGCACAUUGCCCGGAUCGGUGGGAUGAAGAGGAAUUUUGUCGUGACGCAUGCAAAGAGAAGGAAUUCCCGUGACUGCCCCGACGGCGAAGACGAACAAGGCUGCAAGGAUCUCGAUGAAUGCCGCGGUUCUGCCAUGAUGUGCAAAGCGGAGGGAAAGUGCCUCCCCGCCCACAAGAUCUGCGAUGGCGUCAAUGAUUGCACCGAUGAAUUGCACCUGUUACAAUGCUCCGGCACCGGCAAGAACCUCUGCAACGACGGCACUUGCAUCACGAUGGAUAAGCUUUGCGAUGGGACGGCCGACUGCGGCGAGGGCUACGACGAGCACGGAUGCCCAUCA